Messenger RNA from Tachysurus vachellii, 2519 nucleotides. RefSeq names its product nudE neurodevelopment protein 1-like 1b (gene ndel1b). NCBI's taxonomy places the organism in Eukaryota, Metazoa, Chordata, Actinopteri, Siluriformes, Bagridae. The transcript has 9 exons. The record is from RefSeq and is a predicted model, not a curated record. Gene Ontology annotation, molecular function: microtubule binding. Gene Ontology annotation, cellular component: kinetochore; centrosome; kinesin complex. Gene Ontology annotation, biological process: vesicle transport along microtubule; centrosome localization; regulation of neuron projection development. Bases 131 to 1156 code for a protein of 341 amino acids.
GACUCAAAAAAAAAAUAGGUUGCGAGCCGCGUUGGCGCUUCCUCAGUGACAGAGCUGUGGAUUCGGGCGGUGUGUUGAGAGUGUAUCUUCGAGGGCUGGGCAUGUUGAGGUAGAUUAUCAGGCUUCUACCAUGGACACAGAAAUGAUGCCAAAAUUCACCUCAAAAGAUGAGGAAAUUGAAUACUGGAAAAAAUUGUCUUUUAAAUACCAGAAAAGUUACAAUGAUGCCCAAGAGGAGUUGCAAGAGUUCCAGGAGGGCAGCCGUGAGUUGGAGGCAGAGCUAGAGGCUCAGCUCGGUCAGGCAGAACACCGUAUCCGUGACCUGCAGGCCGAAAAUCAACGGCUGAAAAGUGAGGUGGAUAACCUGAAGGAGAAACUGGAGCAGCAGUACGCACAGAGCUAUAAGCAGAUAUCCAUGCUGGAGGAUGACCUAGGCCAGACACGCUGCAUCAAGGAGCAGCUGCACAAAUAUGUCAGGGAACUUGAGCAGGCUAAUGAUGACCUAGAGCGAGCUAAAAGAGCAACAAUUACUUCUCUGGAGGACUUUGAGCAGCGGUUGAACCAGGCCAUAGAGAGAAACGCCUUCCUUGAGAGUGAGCUGGAUGAAAAGGAAUCUUUGUUGGUGUCUGUGCAAAGGCUAAAAGAUGAGGCCAGAGACCUAAGGCAGGAGCUGGCUGUGCGGGAAAGAGCCUCAGAUUCCACCAGAAUGUCAGCACCCAGCUCUCCGACACUGGACACUGACAAAAUGGACACAGCUGUUCAAGCCUCCCUUUCUCUUCCAGCUACACCAGUGGGAAAAACAAUAGACCAUCCUUUCAUUAAUCAGAAAGUGUUGACCACUGGUUGUGGAAACUCCCCACUCACCCCAUCUGCAAGGAUAUCUGCUCUCAACAUUGUUGGUGAUCUUCUGCGGAAAGUUGGGGCUCUGGAGUCCAAGCUGGCUGCCUGUAGGAAUUUUGCCAAAGAUCAGGCAGCAAGGAAAAACUACACAGAAAAUGGGAACCUGAUAAAUAGCAAUGCCACCAAGUUUUCUCAUUCUCUUCACACAACAUACUUUGAUAAGACGACUAUGAAUGGCCUGGAUCCUGGCACUCUGAGUGCAAUGACGUCACAGCGAAACGUGUCCCCUCCCGGCAUGCUACCACUCAGCGUGUGAAACAACCACAGCUGCCUCCAAAAAAAAACAAUGGACAGCAUGGAAACAGAAAGGAAAGGACAUUGGGAAACCCUGCCAUUUUGUGUGUUUGUGAGUCUUGUGUGCGUGUCUGGCAGAUGCAUGUCGGACACUGGGGCACGUGACUCUUUCGGCUGAGCCCUUUCUUCAGAGCUCUCAUAUUUCACUUUGCCAUUUUUGUUUUUACUUGAAGCCAUCAAACGACAAAGGGGCCCAAACAGGCCCCUGCAUCUUUUUGGCUUGUUUGAAGUUGUUGCACAAUUUUUUGGUUUGUUUAUUUGUUUAAAAAAAUGGUUAAAUAAGAUUUUGUUUUAAGUCAGAAUUAUAUUUACAGAUGGGUGGCUGUCUAUGUCCAAGAAGCAGCCACUUAAAAAGUCAGCGAUGCAAACAGCAUAUACCUCUUUAACUGGAUUCCAUGUUGUUUGCAUCCAGAGUCUAAUAAAAUUAUAAUUAGAUUAUUGUCUACACAGAGCGGUGGGGGUUUGACCUGGAAUAUAUUGUUUCGGCCUUUCAAAACAGCAUGGAAUGAUCCCCUACUCUGUUAGUGGCCCUUUGAAUUAUUCACGUGUGUCUCUGCUCUAUAUGCUGCUUCAGCAGGCUGGUUGAAUAGCUACUGACAUAGAAAACCUCACUGUCACUAUAUUAGCUGUAGACAGUUUGUGCAACAAUGAUGUUCUGAAAUUUGCUAUUAAUUCCAACCACAGCACAUAAAAAAACCACACAAUUGUCAGUGGUAUAUGUUCAAUAUUACCCCAGCCAGCAUCCUAGCUUAGAAUGGUUAUAAUGAAGAUGAUACUGUUUUAUCUCUAGAACAUUAUAUGGUUAUAUUAACUGGUUAUAAUGCGGUGUUGUAAGGUGAAGUAUAUUGGUUGAGGAAUUGUUAGUGGCUGUGUAAACCUCAUCUGUCUCAUGCUUCUUGACGUUGCUGGUUGGUUUGACAGUCACUGUUAGUUUUUCAUUCACAUGUCUGUAUUUUUGACGGUUGUUUCCGUUUUGGUUUUUUUUUUGUUUUUUUUUGUUCAGCGUGCCGGUACCCGCACUUUGUAAAACCACACAAUGUUGGAGCACUUUUUUUUUUGCCCCUUAGUAUUUAAUUUCACACAGUAUAUUAAGUUAUUGAGCACUCUGUUGACUCUGCAUUGUCACAUGUAUAUAAGAUUGUAAGCAUUAAAAGUUUGCCUAGGAAAUUUGUACAUAUCGAGACUGGGUCUUACAGCUCACUAAUUUAUUUCAAAUUCCUUAUGGCAUGUGUUGGAGAGGAAGAGUAAAUUUUACAUAUUGUAUAUUGUUUCAAAAUAUAAUGAUAAAACAGUUGUCCAAUAAAGUUUAAAAUGUCACUAUAAAA